AUGGAACCAACAACCACCAAAAAACAAUAUAACGAAGGAAAAGGUGAUCUCUCAAAGAUUGCUCCAACUGAUAUGCAUACAGUAGCAGGUUUAUUAAAACUAUAUCUACGUGAACUUCCAGAACCUUUAUUAAUUUGGAGAUAUUAUUCAACUUUUAUUAAAGUAAUCAAGAAUAGCGAUAAAUUACAAAGAAUGUUACAUUUAAGAAUGUUAAUUUAUGGAUUACCAAAAGUAAAUAGAGAUUUGGUUUUAUACUUGAUGACAUUUUUAAACAAGGUAUCAUCUUUUUCGUCAUCCAACAAGAUGACAUCGGCAAACCUUGCCAUGGUUUUUGCUCCAAACCUUUUACGUCACCAAAAAGAAAGUUUAAAUCAAAUCAUGGAAGAUUCAAAUCAUGUUACAAAUAUUUUAAAACAUUUAAUUGAAGAAAUUGCUUAUAUUUCAAAGUCGACACAUUAUUUAUCAACAUCAGUAGGAGAUGUACCAAUGGCAUUAAUACCAGCAAAUCCAAUUCCAGUAGAUGAUUUAGGAAAUGUAUUAUAUGCAAGAGCACUCUACCCAUAUCAAACCACAGGACAAUGGCAUUUACCAUUUAAAAAAGAGGAUCAGAUCACAUUGUUGGAUAUAAAGACAGAGGAAGGAUGGAUGAAGGGAGAGUUGAAUGGACGCGUUGGAUACUUCCCAGCCUCUUAUGUAGAAAUUGUCGCCGCUCCACCACCCACCGAACCACUGACACUCAUCCCCAUCCCAGAUAUCGACCAAACCAUCAUCACACCCGAUGUCACCAUCACGACUACCACUACCACCACCACACACCAAACAACUACGACAACGACAACGACUACAACUACCAUCCAAAAAAAUAACGGCGCAGAGUCUGCAGCCGACGAGACUACCUCUGCCCCAGUGCCAAUUGCAUCGGUGGCCAAGAAAAACUCUAGUGGAUUGUUAAAACCACAACCACCACCAAGAACGGCUGGCAGUCCUAUUCUCGCUACAUCGACCUCGGGCGAGGCAGUUCCAUCACCGUCAACCGUCGCUAUCAACAAGUUGAAUGGAUCGUCGUCGUCACUUGUAAACUCACCAGACAUUACAAAGAUCAUGUCGACCAAGUUGUCAGUGUCUUCAUCUAUUCCACCACCCAGUCUGUCUGCCCCACCCACUUUGGUUGCUCCACCCACCACCGCCGCCGCCGUACUCCAGCAGCAAAAUUCCAAUUCAUUCCUCGAGUUUGCCCUCUCGUCGACCCCACCACCACCCCUUUCUCUGCCACCCAUGGACCUGCCACCUCCACCCGUCACCACACCCGUCAAGUCGCCCUCGAGCAUCGACCUCGCCAAUCUGCCACCCCCACCCUUUUCACCAUGUUCACCCGAACCCAACCCACUCAAACAAAACAACGAGAUGGCUCCACCCCUCACCGACGACUUUCCACCUCCACCACCCCUCGUCUUUAGCCAGACUUCAUCUGCCACCACAACCGAGGACGAUCACAACCCACCAACCUAUGAAGACGAAGAUGAUGACUCUUCCAGCGAGUCCAACUCUUUUCUUGGUACACCAGCUGCCCCAGCAAGUAUCCCAUCGCCUCCACCCCCACCACCCAAGCGAUUGGACCGUUCAUUGUCCUACAGCUUCAAGCGUCAAGAAAAGAUGGCCGACGAGGCCAAGAAGCGUAAAGAGAGAGCCGAGGAGAUGUUGAGCACCGAGCGUACCUAUGUCAAGCAGUUGACAUGCAUCCUCGAGCUCUUUAUCGAGCCCGUCAAAAAGAACCACAAGUUUGCUCUGCCCGAGGAGCUCCUCAACACAUUCAGUUGUCUCGAGGUUAUCCUCAAUGCUCAUCGUGCCAACAUUCUCAAGGCUCUCGAGGAGCGUAUGACCUGUUGGGACGCCAAGCCAUUGAUGGGCGACAUCUUUUGCAACAACACCUCGUUUAUCAAGCUCUACAAGCAUUACGUCAACAACUAUGACCGUUCGAUCACAUCGCUCAAGCAAUGCAAGGAAAAGACACCCGAGUUUAAGGCGUUUGUCGCCACGCUCGACUAUACCGAGAAGUUUUCCGGUCUAAACGUCGAGUCGUUCCUCAUUCUGCCCGUCCAACGUAUCCCACGUUAUGUAUUAUUACUCCAAGACUUGCUCAAAUAUACCAGCAACGACCAUCCAGACUUUGACCAGUUGUGCGAGGCACUUGGCACCAUCAAGGAUUUUGCCGAAACCAUCAACUACAAAAAGUCAGAGGAAGACAACAACUCGAGGAUCCAACAAGUGCAAGACUCGAUCAAGAACUUGCCAGCCCACGCAUUGGAGCGUCCCCGGCAAGGACAAGAAAAAGUUCAAGAGCCUCGUCAACCUCCAGACCGCCUCGAUCAACAUCACCGACGAGGUCAAUGUCAUCAAGCUCAUCUCGCAAGAGGUAAUUUCGAAACCCUUCUCGGCUGCCACAUCACCUUUUACGACAUUAUCAAGGAGCGUCUCGUCCAAUGGGAGGACAAGCCAUUUGUAUCGGACCUCUUUAUUGAAAAGGGCGGUUUCCUCAAGCUCUACAACUACUAUGUACAACACCAUUACUCUUCACUCCAGACCAUCGAAUCCUGUAUCGAGAAAUAUCCACUUUUUGCCAUUCACCUUCGUAAUAUCGAAUCCAACGAAAAGGUUGAGCUCAAACAUCUACUCGCCGAGCCACUCCGUCGUAUUCCACGUUACUAUUUAAUCCUCCAAGAAAUCCUUCAAUACACUCGUCCCAAGCAAGACGACCACGAGAACCUCCAAAAGGUUGUCACCAACCUCAAGGAUCAAAACGAUAAAUUCAACGCCACCUCUAUCCUCGCGCUCUCUUCUAGUGGCGACACCCCUCGUAGUCCCCACAAGUCAAAGACUAUACGUGUCAAACCACCAAAAGGUCUCAACAAAGAUUCAAAAUUAAAUACUAGUGGUUUCUUUUCAGUUUAA
Cavenderia fasciculata is the source of this 2949-nucleotide messenger RNA. RefSeq names its product pleckstrin domain-containing protein (gene xacA). The coding region runs from base 1 to 2949 and encodes 982 amino acids. NCBI's taxonomy places the organism in Eukaryota, Evosea, Eumycetozoa, Acytosteliales, Cavenderiaceae. The transcript has 7 exons. Gene Ontology annotation, molecular function: protein binding; guanyl-nucleotide exchange factor activity. The record is from RefSeq and is a predicted model, not a curated record. Gene Ontology annotation, biological process: intracellular signal transduction.